Messenger RNA from Syngnathoides biaculeatus (alligator pipefish), 10344 nucleotides. Its product is annotated as SH3 and multiple ankyrin repeat domains protein 1-like. Gene Ontology annotation, cellular component: postsynaptic membrane; dendritic spine; postsynaptic density. The record is from RefSeq and is a predicted model, not a curated record. Gene Ontology annotation, molecular function: ionotropic glutamate receptor binding; synaptic receptor adaptor activity. NCBI's taxonomy places the organism in Eukaryota, Metazoa, Chordata, Actinopteri, Syngnathiformes, Syngnathidae. Bases 586 to 7530 code for a protein of 2314 amino acids. The transcript has 30 exons.
UAGAAUACUUUUUAUUUCUAUUUUAAAAUAAAAUCUACUUCAAUUCUUCCAUGAUUUUAUUUUAUUUGAUUUAUUAUCACAUUAUUUAUUAAGUUCCCUUUUUAUCCCGGUAAUUCAAACCGGAAGCCCGCGAAGGAUCAUUUAGUUUCUUGGGGGAAGGCUGACUGAACAGAAAGUAGAUCUGCGAAAGUAAUAGAAUAAGUAAUAAUAAAACAAGAAAAAUGACAUAAACACGGCUAUUGUGUUUUAAAAAAACCUCCAUUAAGGUUUAGAGACGCUUUGGAGACCGAAGGAGAGGAGCAACUUCUGGGGAGGAAAAGAGAGAAGCCGCUCACCACAUGACCCAAGGUGGGAGACUGAUGCUGAGCCUGAUGACGCAACUUCACCCCGGACCCCAGGAGGUCCCACCACCUCCAAGAAUGGGAAACCCAUCACCAGAGAAUCUCGGGACAUGAAGACAUCCAAAACAGUGGAAGCAUGUUUCAAAGGAAUGAGCCCAAUCUCUCGGGAUAGGAUAGCCAUGUUUUAUCUCCAUGACAACUAUGUCACUCAGCCUUCUCCGCAGUGACCCCCGCGCCGCAAACGAUGCUGGGAAAUAACGAGCACUUUUAUCCCGGUCAGGAUGAAAAAGAUGGGGAGGAUGAGGAGGAGGAGGAUGAGGAGCAGGGCAGAGGGAGCGGCAAAGGGGAAGGUGGACGUGGCAUCGAGAAUGGAGGGUUAGACGGUCCGGCGGAGGAGGAGAUGACGGGUGGGAGACAGUCCUGGGAAGGCAAAGUUGGCGACGUCGCCAAACCGGCGGCCAUCGUGGUGGGCAGGCAGAGAGCGGAUCGGCCCGCCAGGUCCGGCAACCGGGGGGUCACUUACGCGUCCAAUCAAGCCACCCUGUAUCAUCAAACGGCCAAUAAAACGCAGCAUCACGGCACGGUGGCCAAUCAGCAUCACGCGGGCUUGAAUGCGACUCAUAAGAGGAGAGCUCUGAUGAUGGAGCGCAGCAUGACCACCAUGACGCCCAUGGAGGAGACCUUCCUCACCAUGAUGGUCUUCCGGAUCGGGAUUCCUGACAUCAAACAAACAAGGUGUGUCCAGUUUGACCAGGACUGCACGGUGUGGAACGCCAAGCAGCAGAUCAUCUGCUCCCUCACCGAGACCUUGUGGGACGUCUACAACUACGGCCUCUUCCAGCCGGCGGGGGAAGGCCGGGACGCCAAAUUCUUGGAAGAGGAGAGGACAUUGCGGGAAUACUCUCAUUCUUUUGAGAAAGGGGUGCCUUACCUGGAGUUCAGAUACAAAACCAGAGUGUAUAAGCAGACAAAUCUGGAUGAAAAGGCCCUUUCCAAGCUGUGCACAAAGGCCAGUCUGAAGAAGUUUAUGGAUUACGUUCAUGCUGUAGCGCUGGAGAAAAUGCUAAAAGUGCUGGACAAAGGUCUCGAUCCAAAUUUUCACGACCUGGAAAGUGGAGAGACCCCCCUGACUGUGGCCGCGCAGAUGAGCCUGCCGGUGGAGGGCAUCAGGGCUCUGGUUCAGGGCGGAGCUCAUUUGGACUUCAGGAGCAGAGAUGGCCUGACUGCAGUGCACAAAGCAGUCAGGGUUCACAAUCAUACCGGGCUGCUGGCUCUCUUAUCAUUGGGAAGCUCGCCAAACUACAAAGACCGAAGUGGCCUGACCCCGCUGUACCACACCGUCCUGACAGGGGGCGACACCUCCUGCUGCGAGACUCUGCUUUAUUACCGGGCCAAGCUGGGGACCAGAGAUGAGAACAGCUGGGAUGAAUCCCAUCAGCACAGGGAUGAAGAAGAGUUUGGAAUGGAAGAAAUACAUAAGGCUUGCCAGAACGGAUUUGCCCAACACUUGGAGCAUCUUUUGUUCUACGGGGCCGAUGCCUCCUCUCAGAAUGCUUCAGGGAAUACCCCACUUCAUAUUUCUGCCCUGUACAACAAAGAAAGCUGCGUCCGUGUUCUUUUGUACAGGGGAGCAAAUAGGGAGGCAAAGAACAAACACGGUCAGACUCCCUUUCAGCUGGCCAUAAUGUCUGGUCAUUUUGAACUUGGAGAAAUCAUCAAAAACCACAAAGAUUCAGAUAUAGUACCUUUUUUGGAGUCUCCAAAAUAUGUCCCCAAGCGAAAAGAGAGUGCCCAUACGCUGCCUCUGCCCUCACUCCAGUCCCACCCCUUACUGCGCGCCAACAGCGACAACACCAUGACCCACUCUGAUCCUGUGGUUAUUCCCAACAAGGCUGCAACGACUCCCACCCCGGCUCAGGGCCACCGCAGGGGGUCCGUUGGCUUGCGAAGCUCCAGCAGCCCCAGAAAUCGCACCCGUUCACCAUCACGGGGGCGAGGAGGCCAGAGUGACACCGAGGAGCGGCACCGACAGCCACGAGGCAGGCAGGGGGUUACGCCCGCAGGCAGCGGCGGAGGUCAAAUGAAGCGAAUGUACAGCGCAGUGCCAGGGCGAGUAUACGUGGCCACUCGGGCGCACUCUGCUAGUGGAGAGAGACAGCUGUCACUCAACAAAGGGGAUAGAGUUAAAGUGUUAAGCGUCGGCGAGGGAGGAUACUGGGAAGGAACGGCGAAAGGUCGCACUGGGUGGUUCCCCUCAGACUGUGUGGAGGAAGUGGCACCUGUCAACAAGGACAAUCGACCAGAGACACGCAGUGGGAAAUCCAAGAGGAAGCUUUUCCGUAACGUCACGGUCGGCGCCUACGACAGCACCGAUGGUCCCAGUGACUACAUCAUUAAGGAGAAGACAGCACUCCUGCAGAAGAAAGACAAUGAGGGAUUUGGCUUUGUACUUAGGGGAGCCAAAGCUCAGACUCCCAUAGAGGAAUUCACUCCGACGCCAGCGUUUCCAGCGCUGCAGUACCUGGAAUCUGUCGAUGAGGGGGGUGUGGCGUGGAGGGCCGGCCUGAGGAUGGGGGACUUCCUCAUCGAGGUGAACGGCCAGAAUGUGGUCAAGGUAGGACACCGGCAAGUGGUCAAUAUGAUCCGACAGGGUGGCAACAGUCUAAUGGUGAAAGUUGUCAUGGUUGCUCGAAACCCCGAACUGGAGGACACUGCUCGAAAGAAAGCCCCGCAGCAGACGAAAAGACUGACUCCUCCCGCCAUUGCCCUGCGGUCCAAAUCAAUGACAUCAGAGCUGGAAGACAUGGUGGACAAAGCUGCCUCUCCAUGGAAAAAGAAAGCAGACUAUGAUUCCUCUCAGGGUCCUGAUAAGAAGAGGACAGUCUAUCAGAUGGCACUGAAUAAACUGGAUGAAAUCUUGGCUGCUGCCCAGCACACAAUUACAUCAGACAGCCAAGGCCAAAGAGGUCACGGAGCCAAGAGGGACCGGAGCAAGAGUAUUGUACCCAAUGUCUCCAACGAGCAAACAUACGAGCUGCAAUCUACAGUAAAUCCCAGACCCGGUUUUACCUACAACCAAGCUCACUUCCAACCGGCCCAACAUGCCGUUAUGAUGCGUCAAAAGUCCAUUGGUAUAACUGAAGAGGAGAGGCAGUACCUCCAUCCACCAGCUAUGAAGUUGGCUCGUAGCCUGUCAGUGCCAGGACCGGAAGAAAUCCCCCCACCACCAAACACAUCAGCACCUGAGCCACCAUUAUCUGCAGGCCCUCAUCUUGGGAGAGGGCCCGCAAUGCCCAUACCCCCAGUAUCUCAAGACCACUUCCAGCUCCAGUCGCAGUUAGGUCAUCCUAAUCAAUCAGGCUGGGAAAGAGGAGGCGGGGUGAACCAGCAGAUUAUGGUCUCCACUCUCCGCAGACAAUCAGAAGGACUGUGCGCCAGGGAGCAGGACGCACCUAGGCGAGGCGGUGGCAAGAUGGGAGGGUUGAGAAGGGGCUACAGCAGCGCUACACCACCAACAAGCGCUAAGCCUAAAACGCAGCAAAAUGCGCCACAUCAUUCGCAGGUAGCCACUCGGGAGCAAAGUGGAGGGACUGGCAGGGGGGGAGCCCGGAGGGGAGGUCGCGGCGCUCUGACUAAACAGUCUAAAGUUGACGAUGGACUGCGACAACAUCGUGGUAAAGGUGGCGCAACCAAAGAGAAGACCUCAAUCCCUAUCCCAACCAUCAUCAUCAAAGCGCCCUCCACCAGCAGCAGUGGCCGAAGCAGCCAGGGUAGUAGCAUGGAGGCCGAAGUCCCACAGGAUGCAGAGGAACACAACUCUGCUCAACCAUCUCUGGAAAGCCCCAACUCCACUCUACCUUCACCUCUCACGUCAACGCCUCCCCAUCUCCCGACAUCUACAUCCUUGCCCCAAUCAACUGCCGCUCCUCUGGUUUCUAUGAAGCAAAAUGUGGAAAAUGUAGACUACUCUUCGACAUUUGGUAUGACCUUUGGAGGUGGAGGGGCACGCAGGGAGAGGGAACGUUUCCGUGACAUGAGAAGAAAGAGCGCUUCUUUCUUUCUCUCAUCUGAGGAGGACAUCCAGGGAGAGGCGGGAGGGGGACUAGGGGAGGGUGGGGAAGCACUAAAUGCAAGGAUUCAGCCAUUACAGAGCUCGCAAAUGGAAAUACCAACUCCUCGACUGCGGCCCUCCAAGUCCAUUGAUGAGGGAAUGUUUUCUGGAGACAAUUAUGUCCACUACUCCAGCAGCAUGCCUCCAGCCUUUGGCCUGCCUGAGUAUUCCUCUCCUGUCCCCAGUCAAGAUGGUCAACCCAAGUCGGCGCCGUCAGUGUUUGGCUCCCAGCCAGCUACUACUUUUAUCCACCCACUCACUGGGAAGGUUCUAGAUCCCUCGUCUCCACUUGGACUCGCACUCGCUGCAAGGGAGAGAGCCCUCAAAGAUGACCGCAGAACUCGACGAGAAGAGAGACACUUUGGUCGACAGCUGUCUACAGCAGGAGCAUUUACCACCCCCACCCAGACACCAACACCCUCGCUUUUUGCAAGCCCAACACAAUCUACGUACACGUCACCAGUUUCCCUUCACCUGACCUCCCCCACCACGACCACCUCGCCCGCAUCUCAGAGUCGCCCUCAGUCACCAAGGAUCUUGCGUAUGGGGGGUGGAGGGGAGAAGAUGGAGCGAGACAAGGAUAUAGGGCAUAGAGAAGGUCUGAGAGUUCGUUUCUCGGAGGACAGGAACAGCCAAUUUUCAAGCCAGUCUAGCUCUCAAAACCCCAGGGAGAGACAAAAGGAGGCUCAUGACCACAGACCGGGUCCCCAUGUACAGCCUCCACCACCCCCUGCUCAGCCUGCCCCUUGUAGGCCUUCCUUUCUGCAGAUGGAAAGCAUUCCUAACACCAGCUACAUCCCUCAGUACAAUGUCCCCACAGCACCUGAUGCGAUGGGAGAAGCAGAAGCAGAAAAUCUGGGAAUGAUGGUUCUGCCUCCACCAGCUCCCUCAAUAGACAUAGAUGAAGAGUUUGUCUUUGCAGACCCUCUGCCACCGCCGUUACAGUUCGCCAACGGCAAGAAUGAAAGAGUGAAGGACUAUCACCAGCACUACCAACAUGCCAAUCAACGAUCAUCUGCUCCACUGCCGCCUCCUCUACCAUCUCCCAAGAAUCCGAGCGUUCCUCAGACCUCUUCACAGGGCGGCGAUUCUGCUGCCUCUAGCCUUACCUCCUACGACAGUGAAGUGGCGACACUGACCCAGUCCGCUCUUUCACCAUCCUUACCAUCCCCUGCUCUCCCUGCCACCAACCUACACAGACCCGAGCCGAUAUCACAUUCCCAGCCAUAUUACGCCAACGACCCAUUGGUGGGGCGUGACGCCACUGCUCACGACAGAGGCACAGCCGCCCUCAGCACCACGAUGACGUAUGCCACCACUACUAUGACAGCUAGCGCGGCCGCCACAACCACCACGACCUCUACAGCGUCAGACUACAGCACAACUGUGGGAGGACCCAAAGCCGGCUUCAGCACAGGAGGCAGAGCUGCUAACCACAUUCACCACCCCACUAAUGUACCCAAGAGUGGAGAAUGGCAAGAUCCGGUGGUAGAUUCUGGGAUUGAGGAGCUGGACAGCCACAGCAGCAGUGACCAUCAUAUCGAAAUGUUGGGAUUGACUGGUCCAAGAGGGGAGAGGAGUGGCAUCGGGGGAAAUGGAGCUUGCGGUGAAGGCCGAAAAGUGGGUGCACCUCAGGAUCCUUCUUCAGCUUACACGGGUGCGCAAAUGUUUGAAGUACAGAACACCAAAUUGGCAAACCCUGCUUUUCCAAAGAUGACUCAUUAUAAGGAGGGAGGGGGGAGGGUGCUGCCUGUUGCACUCCGAAGGCAAAACAGCACCAACCCUGCACCUCUGCAAUUGCACAGACAAAACAUCCCAGACAAUAUCAGGAUCGAUGUAGCCCUGCCCGACGAAAGGAGACUUGUGCAAAAUAGACCUAAAAUGGAGGACGACUUUAGCGCUACAUUGGCAGCCUGCUUAGACAGGCCCAUUGAUACUCGCUCGACAGGCUGGGGGGAGGUCAGGGAACACGAGCAGCUCCAGAGAGCCGACGUGGUUCUGGAUGCACGCAGGCUGCACUCGCCUCUCUCGGGUGUGAAGGCCAGCAUCAUCAAUGAGCUGAGUUCCAAGCUUCACCAGAUGAGUAACAUGAGGAGCAUGGACGACUGGGUCCACACCCCAAAAUCACCCACCAUAGACAGGUAUUCCGCAGAUUUUUCAGACGCAUUUCACAGCCCCCCAACUGGCCGCUCCACUUCUCCCUUGCCCACCUCAUCCCCUCAACACCAUCAAGUACUCCCAUCGAAUCUGUCUGCCAAGCCCUCCGUAUCCCCUUCCCCGCAGGUACCAGGACAACGCAACUGGACCCGUUCCCCCUCUCCGCAGAUGCCACCUUCCCCGGUCCACUCUCACCCUCCCCACUCGCCAACCUACUGCCCGUACCCGACGUCGCCGAAGCAUCGGUCCAAGAUGCGGCGGCAGACUUUCGAUUUCCAGUGCAGUCCCACUAAGGAGAUGCGAUCCUCCGUUUCCCGACGCCGCGCCCCCAGCCCUCUCAUCUAUAACAGCGAGCAGCCCAACCCCGCCCCGCCGCGACCAUCUUCCCUGCCAAUUCUUCCCAGUACACCAGUCUACAGUAACCCCUUUGAAUUCCCAGGCCCCCUCACCCCUCCUUCUCCCGGCCUCCCCUUAGGAGACGCCUACACGGCCGCAACACCGCCGCUUUUCUCCCCGUCUGGUGUGCCGAGUCCGAACCCGCUGCUCGUAUCCCGCUCUCUGUCCCCCACCCAUUAUCUCUCCGGAGCCUCCUCCCCGUUGCAUUUGCCCCCAAGCCCUUCCUGCCUCAACUACCCCCACCUUACCCCACCUCCGCCGGCCAAACCCUUCGCUAUCAAGCCACUGCCCUACUGGACCAAGUACGACGUGGCCGACUGGUUGGCUUACCUGAACCUGGCCGAACACAUAGAGCGCUUUAUCGACAAUGAAAUAGACGGAUCUCAUUUACCUUCGCUUACCAAGGAUGACUUCUCGGACCUGGGGGUAACUCGCGUGGGGCAUCGAAUGAACAUCGAGAGGGCGCUGAAGAAACUCACUGACAGGCCUUUGCAUGCUACAACUUCCCCCAGAGAGACAGAUUGAGAGUAUUGUGGUGAUUUGAACGAUGACAAAAAAAAAUGAGAGAGAAACGCAUGACUUGACAAAAGGAACAUUAACAGAAGAUGUGGAAGAGGAGAACAGUGGACUUCAGCACCCUUUUGUCAGGCUGGUGAUGUUGGAAUCUGAUUUGUAUAUUAAUUAACGCACUGGUUCAAACCACAGUGAUGAAAUGAAAUAUACAGUGAAACCCCGUUUAUCGCAGGGGACACGUUCCAGAACCGUCCGCGAUUUCAAGAGACUGUAGAAAUUUUUACAAAUCUUGUUUUAUCCCUUCUUUGUGGUUAAAACACUUUAAGUACCGUAAUUCACAGUCUACAGACGGCUCCUGUUUAUAAGCCUCACCCAGUGCAUUUGUAAAGGAAAUAGCAUUUGGUACAUACAUAAGCCACAGCCGUGGAAAAGCUGCAAGCGCCCACACUGAAACACUAGAUUAUUUACAAAGACGCUACACAGAGAGUUUAAUUCUAGUGCUGCCGCGCUAAUGCUAGCGCCGCCGCGCACGCUAAUGCGACCGCCGCCACGCUAACAGGGCCGGUUAAAAAAAAAAACCACACUGGUAAAAAUCACUGAGAUGCGGCAAUAACACGCUAGUGCAAUGCUAAAAGGGCAUGACCGGUAAAAGUCACUUCCUUGACACAUAUAUUCCAUGGGUCUCACAUCACUUUUACUGCGAUAUAGUGGGGGAUUCACUGUAUAUCACAAAAGACAAACUUUCUUAACAGGGAGUGGAACACGCGCACGCGCUAGGCCAGCUGGAUUCUCGCACCAUCUGCCGCCGACGCUGAGUAAACACCAGUCUGACUUUAUAAAAGUGCUUAAAAGGUAAACACCACUAAAACGUUGCCAGAAACACAAGGACCUCAUUGUGACGUCACUUUGUUGCAUCACAUGACCAAAGUCAGAUGACGACAAGAGGAGAAUUUUUUUUCUUUUUUUGUAGAUUAUGAAGAUAUUAGAAUAAUAGUAUUUGUUAUCCUUUUGCCAUACCCCCCUCUGAAAAAUCCAUUAAGCUUUGUAUGUGUGUUACUUGGAAGCACUCAAUAUAUUAAUACAUACUAAACAGGAUUCACUAUUAGCCAUUUUUAGGUUUUUAUUAGGAGCAAACUCAUUUUCAAAUCACUCCAAGUAGUCAUGCUAGGGGGGGAUACGUGGAUAUGUGGAAGAAAAGAUGCUUUCAUUUAUUCAGUGGCAAGGAGUGUUAGGGCCACGCUGAAGAGUUAUGAGAAAAGUUGUCAUGUAAUGAGAAUGAAGUCAUUAUGUCGGGAGAGGAAAGAAAAAAGUCGGAACAUUAACGAGAAACACGUCAGACGUUUUAACGACUGAACGCGAAAAUUCCCACACUGACGCAACAGCCGCUGCCUGCUAUAUAUUUAGUGAGUAAUGUGACUUUAAUGUUCAUAAUAGUAUGAGUUUUCUCAUAUUUUUAAUUGUACUGUAUUAUUGUAAUAGGUUUUCCCCUCAUUUUGUAAUGUUUCAACUUUAUGAAGAUAUUGCAAUGUUUUUCCUGCAAUAUUUUGACAUUAUCUUUAGAUACUUAGCUUAAUCUCAAAAUAUUAAAACAUUCUCGAAAUAAUGCAGUCUUCCGUUUGACUAUAAUAUUUUAGCUAAUAUCAGAAGAGAAACGUUAAAACAUUACCAACAUUUGAUUUUGUUGAAUACUCUGACUUUAUUCUCACACUAUUUCGACUCGUUGUACUGGUAUAUAUUUUUUCAGUGUAGCCCUAAUACUCCAUAGGUUCUAUUCACAAUUCUGUUGUUUUAUUUUCACGUUUUUCUUUUUCGUGACACUUUUGAGAGAGUGCAAAAACAUUUUCGUAAGUCUUUUACUGGUGCCAUAACAGACGUCAAGGGGGGGUGGAUUCAUCAGCCAUAAUGUUAAACUGUAGGUGCCAUGAUCACAAAAGGGCUUUUUACUGGUUCACCUCCUGACCUUUGACCUCUUUUCAAUCCGUAUGUCUGCUUUUGUGCGAGUCGACGGCUUCAUAUCAAUGUUUUAUUUUUUUGCUGCUACUUAUCGACAAUCUUGUUCCGCGAAAUCUGGCCGCUUUACGAAAAUUUGUCCCGAGAAAAUGUGAAGUCGUAGAGAGUAGCCUAUGUCAGCGGUUCUCAAUUUGGGGUCCCCGAGGUUCAUCUUGGGAUACAGCAAAUCAUAGUGUGGGUAUUAAAAGUCUACACCCCCCUGUUCAAAUGCAAGGUUUUAUACCAAUAAUGUGUCCUUUAAUCUGUAUAAGUAAGCCGGGAGGUCUUUUUAAUAUCAUAAUGACUUAAUGAUUAUGAGGGGUCCAUGGAAAAAUGUCUCCCUGACGCCCCAAAGUUUGAUAUGUUACGACUUCACCUUGGAAUUUAAAGUUAGAGUCACCAUUUUGAAGAAUCUCUGUCUUCCGAAUAGCGUGGUCGCGUGUAGUUCUCUGUGGAGAUUUGUGUCGAAGCUUUCUAUUCUACCGCUCACUCCCCCCAACCCCCCCGUGAUGACCUUAGUGAAGCUGACACGUUAUUUAACGCAUAUUCUCGCCAUGUGAGUAACAAAACCAUGACUCAUGUAUUCUUUCACGCUGAGUCGCCUCAGUGCUAUCGUGCGACGGACGUGAAAAGGACUUGAGCCGUUAGUGUAGGAAGCACUGCAUACUACAUGAUUUAUAAAGUAUUUUAGGUCUAGUGAAAUGUAUAAUGAAUAUGACCACCUACAAUGAGUGUAAGUACAGUAUGCAGAGUUUAACAAAGUAUAUUAUGAAUAUAAAGUUUUGUUUUAAAUGCGAUAGAAGUACAACUGUGUUGAAAUAAAUACUGAAAUGAUCA